Molecule: messenger RNA, 8349 nt
Organism: Dictyostelium purpureum
Lineage: Eukaryota; Evosea; Eumycetozoa; Dictyosteliales; Dictyosteliaceae
Exons: 4
Coding region: 1-8349 (2782 amino acids)
Biological process (GO): intracellular protein localization
Cellular component (GO): membrane; cytosol
Molecular function (GO): protein kinase binding
Source: RefSeq, a predicted model, not a curated record
AUGUCAUCUUCACCAUUAAAGUAUCAACAACAGUUUAAUAAUAGAGUUAUUAAUGUUAGUGGUGGUAGUAAUAGCAGUGCAGGCAACAAUGAUGAUAUCAUGUACAAAUAUGAAAAUGAAAAAUUUAUUGUAAAGCAACUAUUCGAUCAAUUAUUAGGUAUAGAGAAUAACCAACAUCAAACUCAGAAUAGUAGCAGCAAUAAUAGUAGUAAUAUCAAUAACAAUAAUAGAAAUAAAAGUAAUAUUGUAAUGGGCAGCGGCCAAUUUAAUAAUAGUAAUAACAAUAAUAAUAGUUCAAUAGAAAAUUAUGGCAAUAAUAAAUAUAUAAUUAAAAAUUUUUCAAAAAUUUAUGAAAUAAUAGAGUUAUUAAAGAAUGAUGAUAUAUCAUCAUUUUUAAAGAUAAAGAUUUUGGAUCAAUUAAUUCAAAUAUUAAGCUAUUCAUCAAAUAAUACAAUUAAUUUAAUUUUAAAUUUAAAUCAAACUAUCCCAAAAAUUAUUAAAAAAAAACCAAAAACCAGCAAUAAUAGUAAUAAUAACAUAACAAAUAUUAGUGGUAUUCGAAAAAGCAUUGGUGUAAAUUAUUUAGUCGAUUCAAAUUUAUGUAAUAAUAGUGAUAAUGAAAAUUAUGAAGAGGAAGAAAAAGAAGAUAAUGAUGAUGAUAGUAAUAAUGAAGAAUUUAAAGAAAAAUAUAAAGGUCACAAAGAAAGAAGAAAAUCAAAAACAUUGUAUACAAAUAAAAGUUUAGUGGUUUUAGAUGAAUUAAUUCAGUUGUUACCAACUAUCGACGAUGAAAAUAUAUCUUUAAAGACAUUACAAUUAAUAGAAAUUUUAGGUACAGAGCAUAUAACAGUUAAACAAGUUAGAAGAAUAUUUAGGCUUUUUGAUAAGAAUUAUUUGUUGACUCAUUAUAAACCAAAUCAUUAUUUUUUACAAAAUGGUUUACCAAAUUUAUUUAAAUCAUUGGAUGUUAUGACAUUUAGAAAAACACCGUCAUCAGUAUUUUAUUUAAAUGGUAUUAAUUCAGGGUUAAUUGUAGAUCCAAUCGGUAAAGUACCAUCAUCAGGGUAUACAAUAUCAACAUGGAUAAAUAUUGAAUCAUUUCAACAUGACAACAGUGAAUCCAUUAAAGUUUACGAGCCUAGAUUGUUUAGUUUUCUUAAUGAGGGUGGCGCAGGUUUAGAGUCUUUCUUUGAAAAUGGAAAAUUAAUUUUUAGAGUAAAUUCAAAAGUUAAAACAGUAAUUUGUGACCAAGAAUUUCCAACUAACAAAUGGAACCAUUUAAUAAUUACUCAUGUGCCAACCAAGAAGUGGGGUAUUGUGCCAGGUGCAUCACCAUUGACAGUUUAUUUAAAUGGUAAGAUGAUUUUUUCCCAAAAUGUUAAGUAUCCAUCGACAUCAAAGAAUUUAAAUGUCUGCUCAAUUGGUACUGUCCCAUCAAGUAAUUUAAUAUCACCAACUUCUAGUAAUGGUUUCACACACAUAGCCUCGAAUCAAUCAGAGUGUUGUUUAAAGUGCCAGUUAGGUUCUUUUUCAAUGUUAUCGACUUCAUUUUCAGAUUCUGAUGCUCAAGAUUUAAUUAAAAAGGGUUCAAACUAUAUAUUUAAAAAACAAAAAUUCGUCAUAUUCACUUUUUCACCCAAAUCAUUUUACGGUGGAGUUUGUCAUGGAUUGGGUAAUAGAGAGUUAGAUAAUUCAAUUAAUGCAUUUUCAAUUGGUGAUUUAAAAAUAUUUUCAACUUUUUCAAUCAAGGAUUCAGUCUAUUUGAUAGGAGGGCCACAAAUUAUAUUUCCUUUAUUACAGUCAAUCGAAGAUCAGUUUAAAUUCAAAGCAGCAUCAAACCAAACCAUAUCAGCAUCAUCGCCAUCACUAUCAUCAACACAAUAUCAUGUUCCUUCACCACCAACUAACUCAUCUUCCUCCUCAAUAAUUUCAAAUUCAUCAUCAUCAUCUUCAUCUUCAAAUAAUUAUAAUACAAAUUUAAUUCAAACAGCAACUUUUAAAGGAUCACAAGAGGAUAUUAACCAGCUUUCAAAAUUAAUCAAUUAUCCAAGAGUUUCAAGUAUUUUAAGAUUUAUAACCCAUCUAUUAAUUAAUGAUAAAUAUAAUCAAAAUGAAGUUUUAAAAUCAAGUGGUAUUUCAAUGCUAGGCCAUUUAAUGUCGAGAUUGUUUUCAAAUAGUGAGGAUCCAAACCAUCCAUAUAAUACAAAUACUUUAGAAAGAGAGGAGUUUGAUUUAAUUUUUGAUUCGCUUGAUCAAUUAACUGAUAUAUGUUUCGAUAAAAAUCCCAUAGCAUUAUUAAAAUUAAAUAUUUACAGAGAAAUCAUUUUUAAUUUUAAUAUUUGGAUAAAUAUUAAAAAAGAAUAUCAAAUUCAAUUAUUCAAUUUAAUUAUUUUUAAAGUAUCACAGGAUCCACAAUAUUUUAGGGAAAAUAUUAAAGUUAGAUAUUUAUUGGAUUGUAUAAAAUAUUAUUAUCAUAUAAAUGAAAAACAAUUAAAACAACAAGAGUUAAAUAAAAAGAAAAAUAAUAAUAAUAGUAAUAGUAACAAUAAUGGCAAUAAUAAUGAUGAGCCAAUAGUUUUAAAUUAUUUACAUAAUCAUUUAACAAGUGAUGGCUUAAAAGAAAUUAUUUCAUAUAUUUUCGAUAUAAUCAAAAUUAUUAUCAAGCCAGUAUUAAAUGAAAAGGAAGUACCAGAAAUUCAAGAGAUAAUAAGAUUUAUUUUAGACUCUGAAUGUAAUUCAAUUGUUAUAAAAGAAUCACUAAUGAUAAUAUUAUAUAAUUUAUUUUUACCAGUUUCAAAUCAAACUAAUCAACAACAACAGCAACAGCAACAAGGCGCCAAUAGCCAACAAACCCCAUCUCCAGUUUAUGAUGAUAGGUUUUUAAAUUACGAUACAAUUAGGGGAUUCUUAAAUAGUUUUGAAGCAUUUGGAGAUAUUAGGUCACUAUUGGGUUUAUUAAAACAUGAUAAUGAACAAGUUCAAGUACUAGUUAUCAAAAUUAUUGGAAAGUAUAUGAAUAUAGCCGAGUGUAUUGCAAAUGGUUCAUCUGGCAAUGUAAAAAGACACUCAACUUUAUUAAAGAAAAGCUCUUUUGAUGACUAUUUAUACUUUAUUGGCGACCAAUUGAUAGAGUUCGAAAUGACCGAUUUAAUCUAUCGUGGUUUAUCAGAAAUAGUCACAGAUAACAUUACACCUUCAAUUGCAGAUACACCAAACUCACCAUUAUUAGAGUUGGUCGGAAAUGAAACUCUAGGACCAUCAAAUAACAGCAGCAGCAAUAAAGAUAGCAAUCAAAAGAAUAAGUUACAAAGAAAAAUUAAUGUAACAGCUUUGGAAGUUAUUUGUAAAUUGGCCUUCAAAGCUCCAUACGUACUUCAACAAAAAAUUUUAAAUGAAAUUUUAUUAUGCAUCAAACAUUUACCACAAUUAAGAGCAGGUAUUUUAGACAGAGAGAAUUGGCAAAAUUGGUUAUUAUCAUUAUGGCCAACACCACGUUCAAAUACAUCAUCUCCACCAUGGUCUCCUCCAAUUUCACCAACACUAAACUCAAGCAAUAGCAAAGCCUUUUCACCACCAUCAAAUUCAGAAGAUUUGGAACAAAGACAUCAAUCUUUAUCUGAAUCUAGAAGAAUAUAUAAUGAACAGGUUUCGAAUCGUACCUGCCAAUCUGGUAUUAAAGAAAUUUUAACUGGUAUUAUGAAGGUAUUAUUGUUUGAUUGCAUAAAUAAAAAAGAAGGUUGGAAAUUUAUUGAGGAAACAGAAGCAUGGAUAUCUUCACUGUUACCAAAUGGUGUGCCAUUAGAGAGAAGAAUUUUCUAUGAAUGCCUUUUGAAUUUAGAAAGAGGCUUAAAGAGUAGCACCGAUACCAAUACCUCAUCUAUCCUACUAAAGAAUUAUGUCAAUUUGGUAUCAAUCAUCGAAGAUUUUGUAUUCUCACACACGAUGAAUAUUUUAUCACAUCGUAAUACUCAGUCACAAUGGGAAGAUUUUGGUGUUGUUGCAAAACUAUUGGAUAUUUUCGAUAUUAGCCAAUCAAUUCAAACUGUGCGUAUUCAAAGCAAUGUUGUUAAACAAAUGAAUCCAUUUCAAAGUACUGGUGUAGUUAGUAGUGGCCAAUCACCAACAGGGAGCAUGUCAUUAUCACCAUAUAUUAUGACUUUAGCCCAUAAUAGUGGUACUAUUGAUUUACCAUCUAUUGAUGUCACUUCUGGCUCUGCUAAGGCUAAGAGUUCAAUUCAUACAAUCUAUAGACUUUGUCUAUGUAUUUUCCAAGAGGCUGAAUCCUGUUUUUAUGGAGAAAGAGAGUCCUAUAACUUAAGCCAAAGAGAUCCACACUCAGAAAAUGCCGACGAUGAUGAAAGAAAUUUUGCCAUCAGAGUUUGGGGUUUGCCAAUGAUUUGUGAAGAUAUGGACCAAAUAAUAUCAAAGAACUCAAUUCGUAUUCAAACCAUUUUAGCAUCAGAAAGAGACCAAAAGGAACAAGUUAAGCAUGUCAUGUGGAUUGUUUGUAGUUUAAUCACAAUUAUUAGAAGACACAGAGAAAACCAUACCGAUAAAAUUAUUAUGAAUACUCAAUCUAUUAUCAUUUCAUUAUUAAAAUCACUUCUAAAGACCUAUGGCGACCUUAUUGAUAAUUUUAUUUGCCCACCAAAUAUCCUUGCACCAAUUGCUGAUAGCAUCAAUAAAACAAUCACUGGUAAUAGUUCAAGCACUAAUAAUCUUAAUUCAACAUUUGCAGUUCACACUAUUCUUUCACUCAAUGAACCACAAAACGAGUCUCACCCAGAAUUUAUGAAAUACUUUAAGGACAAAUUAUUACAAAAGAUUACCCUUUUGGAUAAACUACACGAAAUCAAAGACCACUAUGAAACUGCCCAUCUUUCAUCUGCAUUUACAAUGACUCGAAGGAAUAAAGUUUCAGAAACAAUUAAAGGUAACAACAAUAAACAACAAUCUGUCAUAGCCUAUAGAGCUCAAAAACUUUUGGCCAAAUCGAUAUCUGCUUCACAAAAAUAUGAAUUUCAAGAGAUUCAACACAAGAAUGAUUUUGAAGAAUAUGUUUUACAAUAUAGAAUUUAUUUAGAUAGACUCUGGGAUAAACAAUUUAAGGAUCUUACUAAAGAACCAUCACCUUGGCAUGAAAUGGAACCAAGACACUUUGAAAAAACCAUUUGGAAGCUUUAUAAUUUUUCAAAUAGCAACCGUAUACAUAUUUUAUUAAAACAGGACUAUGAUGGUACAAAUCAUCCAGGUGCUGCUCUUUCAAAUCAACAACAAUAUAAUGUGCAUAAUAGCUCUCCAAUCAUUAAACAAACUCAAGAUGAGCAAUUAAAGAAUAAUCCAGUGCUUAGAAAGGUUAUUAAUUUAAACAACUCAUCAAGUGGUUUAUCAGCUAUUGGUAAUGUUGGUUCUCAAAUGGAACAAAGUAUCGAAUCAACAGAUUUGACACAAGGUUUAGUCGGUUUUGAAAUGGAUGAUACAAAUAUUGUAUUGGACGAAGCUCAUGAAACUGAUUGGUACUUGGUAGACGAACAAACCUCAAAUAGAAAUAUUAUUAAAUCAAAACCUACUAACUCACCAACGGUUUCAAACCAUUUGGUUAACAACAGUGCCGAUAAUAGCCCAAAUUCUACCACCAAUCCCACAAGUAUUGCAACAAACUUAUCAACUGGUUCAUUAACUCCUACCGAAGGUUUCAAAAAUAUUAGUCUUAUUAGCUCAAGUAGCAACUCAUCUACAAUUUUAACAAACCAACUUACCCAAUUGAACCCAAAAAGAACAAACUCAUCAAACAGUAAUAAAAAGAGUAUUUUAGAAUUUAGUGCUCAAGGUGAAAUCAUUAAACCAAUGAUGGUAAUAAGAGUAAAGAUGUCUAUUUACACAGAUAAGAUUGUAUUUUCACCAACUCAAUCUCAAGAAGAUAAUUGCAUACCAGAUAAAUAUUUUAAAGAAAAAGAAUACGAUAUUAAAAAGCUAAUUGGUGUUCAAAAUCGUAGAUACCUCUUACUACCAACUGCCUUAGAAUUCUUUUUUAUUGAUCGAAAGAGUGUUUUGGUAAAUUUCCCACAUGGUUCAAUUGUAUUGAAAAUUAUGAAACUUUUGGGUAGCUUGUCUGGUACAAACGAGAUCAUUUUUAAGAUCAAUAAUUUUGACUCAAAUUUAUCACCACAACAAUUGGUAAUUAAAUAUUUAAACCCAACUGCAAGAUGGAAGAAAAGAGAAAUUUCAAAUUUCGAGUAUCUUAUGACAUUAAAUACAAUUGCAGGUCGUACAUAUAAUGAUUUAAACCAGUAUCCAGUUUUCCCAUGGAUUAUUUCAGAUUAUAACUCAAGCAAAUUAGAUCUUAACGACCCAAAAGUCUACAGAGAUCUCUCAAAACCAAUUGGUGCUUUAAAUCCAACUCGUCUGGAACACUUUAUGGAAAGAUGGACCCAAUGCCCCGAUGAAAUACCACGUUUUAUGUAUGGUACCCAUUAUAGCUCAAGUGGCAGUGUAUUAUUCUUUUUAAUGCGUUCAGAACCAUUCACAUCACAUUUUAUUAAAUUACAAAGUGGCCAAUUUGAUCAUGCAGAUCGUAUGUUUGAUUCUAUUAUCGAUUGUUGGAGAAACUGUUUAAAUAGUUCGUCUGAUGUCAAAGAGCUUACCCCUGAAUUCUUUUAUCUUCCAGAGUUUUUAAUCAAUAGAAAUGGUGUAGAAUUUGGUGUUAAGCAAAAUGGCAAGGCGAUGAAUGACGUUGUAUUACCACCAUGGGCCCCAACUCCACAUCACUUUAUAAUGAUAAAUAGAAUGGCAUUAGAAAGUGAAUAUGUUUCUAGAAAUCUUCAUCACUGGGUUGAUUUAAUCUUUGGUUUCAAGCAAAAAGGAAAAGAAGCUAUCCAAGCACAUAAUGUUUUCUAUCAUCUUACCUAUGAAGGCUCUGUGGAUAUCGGUGCUAUGAGCGAUCCAAUUUUAAGAGAAGCUACCAGAGUCCAAAUUAAUAACUUUGGUGUAACCCCAUCCCAAUUAUUUACAACACCACAUCCCUCAAGAGAUCCACCUAAUCAAAAAUUCAAUUCAAAAUUAGAAAUAUUUAAGAAAUUAAAGCCACUUCAACUAAUUUCACUCCCAUUUUCCCCCUUAUGUAUUUUCGUUUAUGGACCAUCGUCAAAUAGAGACUCUAUGACAGUUGGUUCGUCGCUAAUAAGUGGUGUAGUUGGUGGAGGCAGUAAUCAAUUAGGUGAUAGAAUUUUGGUUAUUGGCGAGGCAAAUAAUGAUUUCCAAUACUAUCGUUAUUUAGAAAGCAAUAUAUCAGCCGCAGCAGGUUUUAUGACUCAAAGCAUUACACCAUUAUCUCAAAACAUCCCACUUUCACUAUCACUAGGUCUUCGUUCUGUUAUUGGUAAACCAUUCUGUCAAAUCCCUGGUAAUUCUAAACUAUUACUAUCUAGUGGCAAAUGUGAUAACACCCUUCAUGUUAUUCAUGGCGAUUCUAAACUAACAACAGGUCCUAUUUCACACAAGUCUGCAAUUACCUGUAUUGCUUAUGAUGAACACCAAUGUGGAAGAUUAGGUGUUGGCGGUAUUAUAGUGGAACAGAGAGUUAUUGUCACUGGUAGUGAUGAUAGUACAGCCAUUAUUUGGGAAUUAGAUAGCUCAGACUACUCUGUUAAACCAGUUCAUAUUUUAAGAGGUCAUAACUUUGGCAUAACCUGUAUUUCCAUUAACAAGUCCAAUGAUAUUUGUUUAACUGCUGGUAAAGAUGGAAAGGUAUUGGUACACUCAAUAAAGAAAGGAACAUUCUUUAAAUCAAUAGAACAUCCAAACAAAUUACCAAUUCACUCAAUGAUAUUUUGUGCAGAGUCCUCAAGCAUAUUUAUUUAUUCAAAUACGAUUAUAUCAUCAAACAGUACAUUUAGCAGCAGCACCAGAUCACCGCUAGCCAACAGCGAUUCCACAGAGUGGAAUAAUGUUCUAUAUAGAUUUUCUAUUAACGGCGAUUUAAUUCAAAGUGUAUUAAAUGAUGUUCAACCAACUAUUGUAAAAAUGCUAAUAACAAAAUCACAAAAUGGAAUCAGAUAUUUAUUAAGUGCAGGUGGUUACCAAAUUGUAGUUCGUGAAAUGCUAAACCUUGAAAUUGUUCAUGUUUUUGACAUUAGAGAUCUCUCUGGCUUCACUUCAAGUAAUAGAAUUGUGGAUCUUUAUUUAUGGGGCAGCGAUGAAUCAUAUCAAAAGCCAUCAACAAAUAGCAAUUCAAACGACAACUCACAACAAAAUAUUAGCAAUUUGGUGUUAAUGGUACCAUUAGAAUCUUGUCAAUUAUUAAUUUAUAGUUUGGAUGAAAGUGGGAAUCUUAAAUCAUUAUCAGAUUAA